CCCACAGCAGAAGUUCACACACUCAGACAUAGAAAAUGCGAGUCCUGCGAUACAUAGUACCGCAAUUGCUCCUAGCGGGCUCCGCUUUCGUUUCCGCAGCAUCAUGGAGUUUCGAAGAUGCUUCUGUGUCGAUAAGUGAGAAAGGCAGUGGUGCUGGAGGUGCAUCGAAGGAAGCUCUCAAGCCAGAUGCGCCUCUACCUAAGCCGCUGAGCCUUAAGACAGACUCGGCGCUCAAGAUCAUCCUUACAACCACAAACGGCAAGAAAGCUCGCAAACCACACCAAGCCUUCCUCACGCUCAGCUCCUCAACCAGCGGCCUCGAAGAAUCGUUUCCUUUCACCGUUAAAGAAUCCGGCAAGUCCAAGGUGGAUGUCAAGUUCAGCGACAUCCCGCUACAGCUCCUCAAGGAUAAAGAACCGCUUGAAGCAUCAAUUGUCAUUGGCUCGUUCGGGAGCUCGACACCUUACAAGAGCAAGGCCUUUAGCUUGAGCAUUGAUCUGGACCCGAACGCUCCGCUUCCAGAGCAGGAGCAGCAGCUUCGGUACGGAAAGAAGCCUGAAAUCCAUCAUAUUUUCAAGUCGGAUCCCAAAUCGCCCCCUCGCAUCAUCACGCUUAUCUUCACUGCCGGCGUUGUUGCUUGUCUGCCUGUCUUGCUAGGUGCGUGGCUGAUGCUCGGUGCCAAUGCCAACCACCUUGCGAAAGCCCUGAGUGCGGCACCCAUCAGUCACGUCCUUUUCGUUGGGAGCAUCUUUGCGAUGGAGUGUGUUUUCUUCCUGUACUACACGAGCUGGAACCUGUUCCAGACACUUCCAGUGGCAGGUAUCAUUGGGGUAGUGGCGUUCUAUUCCGGAAGCAAAGCGCUCAGCGAAGUACAAGAGCGACGGCUUGCCGGAUUGCGAUGAGUGUACUUGAGCGGUUUAUUCGACAGAGAGAGAUCGAUAGGUACUAAAGGAAGGUUCAAAACAGGAUACGUGCAUUAUUAGCGAGUAGAUGGGCGUUGAACAAAUCCUCUGUCAUGCGUAAGAAAACCUGGAACGAAAUUAUCUUGCAAGCAUUCAGGUGAAUUUGGCUGCGUCCCCAUAAACGGACUAGCGGCUGCUAGCAUUGCGAAGUAGCCAUGAUCUAUUUCAGCUUUACAUGUACCCUCAGCCGUCACAGGAGAGUGAGGACAUUACAAGGCCAUCGCAUCGUAGGAGGGACUCUUUUGGAAUUAGCGAAGUGUGUACAGCGUGAAUGACAAAUUUCCUGAGCAGGCCAGACCGACUUGAACCAAUAAACACUUGAC
Messenger RNA from Verruconis gallopava, 1285 nucleotides. RefSeq lists its product as uncharacterized. Lineage: Eukaryota; Fungi; Ascomycota; Dothideomycetes; Venturiales; Sympoventuriaceae. Gene Ontology annotation, biological process: protein N-linked glycosylation. Gene Ontology annotation, cellular component: membrane; oligosaccharyltransferase complex. The transcript has 2 exons. The coding region runs from base 36 to 902 and encodes 288 amino acids. The record is from RefSeq and is a predicted model, not a curated record.